Molecule: messenger RNA, 7276 nt
Organism: Linum trigynum
Lineage: Eukaryota; Viridiplantae; Streptophyta; Magnoliopsida; Malpighiales; Linaceae
Source: the annotation of a GenBank genome assembly
UAGGUUCAGUCAAAACUCCAAACUGUAAGUCUGGCUGCUUUGCAUAAAAAAGACAAGUCUUACCACCUGUAUAAGAGGUGUGAUCUUGGGAGCCUUGCCUUUGUUGAACCUCUCUCAUAUUUAUAGGAAUGAGAGAACCGUCUUCUUGAUAACAAAAAAAAAGAACAACUCAUCUCUUUGUCAAAAAUGGCUGACUUCUCAUCGAACAUGAGAUGAGUGGUCGACGCUCCCUUAGCUGUGUAGGUGACUCUCUCCUGUUGAAGCCAAAGUCUUGAAAUGAAGCUUGCUUCGUUGUCGUGUCGCGUCAUCCUAGGGAAGAGCCCAUGGACAUCUUGCGACGCCUACAUGAGUCUCUCGCAAUAUGGUCGCGUUCAUUUGGAUACCAUGGACCUCUUAUGUCCUGGUCAUAGCCCUCUCGGGACAUAGUUGUGACCCUUUUGCAUAACGACCAUGUAUCUCUCAUGAAAUGGGCAUAUCCCUCUCACGACAUGGCCAUGGAUCUCUCGAAUCACGACCAUGGACCUCUCGCGGCACGACCACGUUUGGGAGAGGCUCUAUGAGCUUUUAGAGCUUGUCUUCACCAUGGUUUUUGGUAAUACCAACUUACGGACAUCUUCGACCAAGGUAUCGAUCUAAAUAAUACAGUGAUAAUAACUCAUUGUGCCAAAUGUGAAAUAACGUGAAUGACUAAUGCACUAGCUCUAGAACAUUUCAUAUCUAUGGCUACUAAAUCUGGAAAUUAGUCUUUGAGGUGCUCCUAUGACUGUUAAAAUGCCACGUGCAUUGGAGGAUCCAUUGGCAACAAUUAGUUUGCAAAUCGAGGAGAUGAGAAAGAAAAUCCAGGAUAUGAACAUAACGAGGAAUCAUCCACGUUCGCAAGUCUAUGUUUCGAGUGUGCAAUGAUGAAAAUCACUCAUGACACAAUUGUGGGACUAUGUGCAAAUUCCCUACAACGGACGUCAACUAUAUUGGUAAUUGAUAUCCUCAAAUUCGCGAUUUAAAUCACAAUAGCUAACAAUAUAAUCGACAACCAUAUCAAACAAACACCUAUAGAAACUCUAAAAUUGUAUGAAUAAACAAUUAUAAGGGGUGGACCAAUUUACAAAUUGGAUAUUUUCCACUUCUUAGAGGUCAAAAGCAUCUGAUUAUCUCACAAUAACAACCACUAAUGCACCAUACCUUCAAGUUGCAUGUUAGGACGGUAAAGUUGCAUCUAAUCCAAAUUGGGUGAAGAAACCAAUUCAGCACAUGCCUGAAUAUGAUGGACGACCUCCAUACAUAGGGCAAAAUUCAAGCCGUCCUAACCCACAUUCAUAAAUCACAAGCGACCAAUUAAGAGCACUCAUUCAGGGUCAGGAGGCUAUGAUGAAUACUUUAGAGCGCCAAAUAGCUAUCCUUACUGCACUCAUAACACUACCAGAAACAACAACUUUUGCGAUGGAGGCAUUCGUCGCUAAGAGCCCAAAAAUUCGUCACCAAAAGUUUUUGCGAUGAAAAUAGACGUCACCAAAGCCAGUUUCUAAGCGUCACAUAUACCUCGUCGCCAAAAAAAUUGGCGACCUAAAAUGGAUAUUGGUCUCUAAAAGGAUCGUUCAUUGGAAUCCAGAGACCUAAAAAUAUUCAGCGACAAAGCAUGUUCAUUGGAAUCCAGAGACAUUUGCGACAAAGGUUUUUCAUUGCAAAAAAUUUCCGCGAUAUUAUUGUCGUCGCAAGAGGUUUCUGGAUAACGCGUUUCCUCGCUGAUAGAUUCAGGGAUGAUAUUAAUUCGUCGCUAAAGUUGUUAUUUUCAUUAAUUUUAUGCUUUGAUUUCCAGUUACUUUUUAUUCAUAGAGUCCUAUUUAGCAAAUAUGUUAUUUCAAAAGAGAACUCAACCGAAGCUUUGUUAUAACCAACUACCUUUGAUAUAUUCGAUCAAGUAGCUCUAGAUCUUCAAACAUUCAAAAUACAUGAAUCCAUUGGUUCCACAAUGGUCUGCAACAACGAAACUUUGGUCAGUUGUCUUUGGUGUUUUUUCGUUCUCCUCUUCCUCUGGCAAGGAAUAAGUAUUUUCCUAUACCUACUUCUUGAGGCUCUACUUUGGAGAGGUAGUGGCCAUCUCAAUCUUCUACUCCAAUCACCACGUGCCAUGGGAUCAUCAUCCUUCUCGUCACGACUUCACACCACUACCUGGAUGAACGAGACAAUAAGAACCGGUGGUAUGACAUGAGCGUCGAUGGUGGAAGGUGAUUUUGUUGCGGGCAUCUUUCCUGGAUUCUAGUGUCGAGCAAACACGGUGGUUACCAUCUUCCUGGACUCCUUAUUGCAUCAACCAGGCUCUGAUAUCACUUGUUACGUGGAUUUCUUCGGUGGAAACCCUUUUGAAACUUAUAUCGUAAGUUUUGUACGAUAAUUGAAAGAAAUAGAGAAAAACAAAGAGAAUUGGGAUGAAAGGAAGCUAACAACUAAUACAAUAAAAUGUUCUUAUUCAUAGAUUCAAUCGAAUUAACGACAUAAAUACAUAUUUGUAGGGCUAAAACCCUAAACUAAUCCUAAUCCUACUCGGUUAUAGCUACUUGCCACCUACCCCAAGAUCACACAAUCCUAAUUAUGCAUAGCAUCUAACCCCACGUGUACUGACCCAAAUAUAGUUCUACAAUGACAAGGAUAAUAAUAGUAGGGAAGGAAGAAUACACGUAACAGUUAAUCUCUGGGCUAAUUCCAUUGGGAAACCCGAACUAUUAAGAAAGUGUCACUUGUGUUCCGAAUUAUUCAAUAUGAUAUUUAUGUCCUGAAAUAUUUUUCUUUUAGUGUUGACCGAGUUUGAAAUAGGAGACUACUCCAUAGCUAGAAGAGAAACUAAAACUAGAAUAGAGAUGGAAACCAUGGUGCUUGCUGCUCUUCCUAGAUGCUUGAUUUACUCCUUGGAGAAGAAAUCUACCUCCCUCUAGGCUUGGGUAGGUGAAAUUCUCCUUCUUUCCUUCUUAGCUCAACGGUCUCUCUCUCUAAUCCCUGAAGAAGAAUCCUUCAAUCUCUUUCUAGAAAUCCCUCUUUAAAUUCAGCUCACUCUCCUUAAUAUAGCACCCGAGGGCAUAAAUCUCAGUCUCAUAUCACGCUCGUGAAGUCGACAGUAAAACCGUGAUUUCGGUGCAAAACACACGGUUUCACUAACGAACUUCAUGGGUGCUUGUUGACAUCACGAUUUGGAGACCGUGAUCUUAACACUUCAUGUGAGACACUUGAAGGCUCUUGGAAGUAUGCAAACUUCAAGAUUUGCUGGUCCACUUCACGGUGUGCGCCCGUGAUAAUUACUUGCAACCGUGAUCUCUGCACUUUCGGCCAUUUUGCUCAAUUUUCUCCCUCUUUCGAUCUUGGACCCAAUAUUAAUGGCUAACCUAUGAAAAAUGACAAAACACGAAAAAAAAACCUUGUGUAAACUAUCGCCAAGGAUAGUGCAAACAAAUUAAAUAUUACAACUCAAGGGGUACAAUCCAAAGAAGGAGGAAGUUAAGGUCAUCUAGACUAGGAUGGGAGCAACCAAAAGUUUCCCGAGCAUGAAUAAGGAAGAAGAGAAGAAGAAAACUGACAAUCCUUCCCUCUUCGGAAAUUUGAUAGAAGCUUCUGGAAGAGCAGAAGUGGAAGUGCCAAUAUUGGAGAAGAUACUUUCAAUGGAUCAUCUCAAAGGAAAGAUGGAGAUUUUCAUGGAAGAAAUGAUAGGGUCGAAGAUAGGAAGACCAUGAUCAAUAAAAACUUUUGUGGUUUUGCAGAAUUCGUCUUAGUCAAUGAAGCAAAGAAAGAAAAAGGUCUAGUUGACCUUUGCUCGAGUGUCAAUAUAAUACCAUUCCAUAAAUAUGAAGAAAUGGGACUAACCUGCAUGGAGUACUCCAACAUAGAGAUCAUGCUAGCCAACAACACAUCAUGCAAAGCUCUUGGGACUUUUAGGCCUAAGCACCCAAGUGGGUGCGUUCAUUUUCUUCUCCAAUACCUCGUCAUUGACAUGGAGAUAAGCAAAGAGUAUUCAACCCUCUUAGGAAGGCCAAUCCUAGCCACUGCUGGAGCAAGAAUAGAUGUUGUUAACGAAGAAGUAACCCCGCAUGUAAGGAAACUCUUGCAUAAAGUGGAAAAACCACUCAAAAGGAGUGACGAGAACAAGGAGUAUCAAUACGAGAAUCUAUACAAUUAGACCAAAUCUCAAUUUGGCUCUCAUCUUGAGGAUUUAGCAAACAUAAUCGUUCAUCACCAUGAUAUAGACGCAUGGUAUAGAGGAGAAUUGAACAAGGUUCUGCCAAUUCGCGGUCCUACAGAAGCUCAAAUGGAAUUGAGGAUAGCUAGUACAAGCAAAAAGAUGAUGCUUGAAAGGAUUGAGGAACUGGAAUAUGAGGCAACAAAGGAUUAUCAUGAGUUCAUCAAUCAACGUCAACCCAAUGGGUUUAACUACAAUCAUAAGACGUGAAAAAUAGUAUGAAACAAACUUUCGUACUAUCGAGGUAACUGUUUUAACGCGAAAAUGUUGGUGUCCGAAGUAGAACGCGAGAGGAAGCGACGACAGUCCCACCAAUGCAGCAUCGCCGCUCCCCCUUCCUCUGUAAAUGGAAAAUUUUCAGCCAUUCUACCCCAUUCACCUUUAUUUUUUCACUGUCCCUUCUCUCUAAAUUUCAAAUUUUCCCCAAAACCUAAACUUUCAAUCACUAAUUAUACCCCCAAAACUCAGAUUUUUCACCUCAAAUUCGGGAUACAUCCUAUCCAUCACCUACUAAGCAAAGCCCAGUAAAAAAAUUCAAAAAGCUCGUCGGAAGGACCACAUCGGCCAUACCCGCCUUUGUAUCGCUGCUCCUAUUCAUCUUUUUCUUCUCCUUUUCUUCAAGUUUCUUCAAUCCAAGUAAGUACCUAUGAUCUUUAGAUGAAUUUAUGAGCUUGAACCCUUUAGAGUUUCGAUUGAGGAGUUCAAAGAUUAAAAUUGUAUGAGAUUGGUUGGAGAAUCCUUUGCAAUUUUUGGCAUCCACUAGGAACAAUCAAUGUUUAUGAAUGAAUGGUGAUUGCUUAUAUGCUUAGAAAUAAAAUUGAAUGGAUGGAAUGAUUCCUUUGGUUGUGCAAAUUAUCGACCUUUACCUAUUCGUAUAACUUGGAGCUUUCAAAGAUUUCAAAGAUUUUUCAGAUAUGUGCUUCAUGUUACUUCUACAUUCUGAUAUAUAAUACUUCCUAUCUCUUUAUGAGCUUACACGAUAAUAAAAUAUAUAGACACUUUCUUUUUAAUACACAACUUAGAAGUUAUAGGGUAAAUACAAUUUAAUAUCCAAACCUUUCAUUUUAAACAAUAUAAUAGCCAAACCUUUUUGAAAACAAUCUAAUAUCUAAAUCGUCAACUUUCCGUUCGUUUGACCGUUAGUUGACACUUCAAAAAAGUUCGAAGUACGACGCUUCAUCAAUAUCCAUCGAUAUAUUCUCUGAAAAGCCACCAACAUAUCGUGGUUCCAAACCCGAGAAGUCCAUGACUCCACUAUGAUGGUAUAGAAUAUCUAAAUAUUCAGUCAUCUGCAAUGCCAAAACAAGAGGAGAAAAAAGUUGUAUUGUGACAAUUCCCCUAAACAAAGCUUUUUUGAAGUGUCAACCAACGGUCAAACGGACGAAAAGUUGAAAAUUUGGAUAUUAGAUUGUUUUCGAAAAGGUUUGGCUAUUAUAUUGUUUAAAAUGAAAGGUUUGGAUAUUAAAUUGUAUUUACCCGAAGUUAUAUGAUUAGCUUUUCAAAGAAGUCAUGCUCUUACAGUGUGGGGUUAUCCUCUAUGUUAUAUACUAAUUUAACUUCUUUUGCACAGGAAAAUGUCAAGUUGCUUCUCAUGGUUAGGAAGGCAUAAGAAGAACAAAGGAGAUGAUGGUGCUUCUUCAUCAAGAAGGCUUGAGGCAUUCUAGGCCACCUAGAGUAGCACUAGAGCCUGUAGCGCCACGAUUCUAUAUAAGACGCAAUAGGAGGGAGCCAAAAAUCUUGAUUGAAGAGGAGGGUUCAUUGAGGGAGUCGAUUUCACACUUCCUCUUUGUUGGUAGAUCCUCGAGUCACACUAGCGGAACGACUAUCUAUGGAUAGCGGGAGAUCAAGGAGUAGGAAUGGACAUGCAUGAACAAGGUUGAUUAGUUUCUUUACGUUGUUCUGGGUCAUCGCCCGAGGGAGUGGAUUUUGUUUCCCUAAUCAUCUAAUUCGGUAGUGUGGUACGUCCAUCCGACUAGAGCAAUUAGGCGGGUUAGGAUGCAAUCGAAUAGAAGGGAUCCUAACUAGCUUUGAUCUCCUAACGGUAUAUGUGUCAUACAAAUCACGCUAGAGUAUCAUGUUAGCAUCUCAACAUGGGAUUAGGGGACAAUAAUCCGAGUGAAGCCUUCUCACAGUUGCAUUUAACCUCGUUUUACUAGUUUGUUUAUUCAGUUUGAUAGUUUUAAAUAACCUUCAUAUUGCUAGAUAACUUAUGGUUUACUGAAGUACGAGGUAGACAAACUGCGUGGGUUUGAUAAUUGAAAAUAGAGUUACUUGACACUACACCCGUCGUGGAAUUAUACUUGACCUAUGAUGGGGAAUGUGUAAUCGGUCGCGAGUCAGCGUUCAAUUGUAAUUUGUAAGAGUCCGGGAUGAAUGUGGAAUAGAAUCAGAGAACGAUUAUGAUUAUGUGAUGUUAUAAUUGUAUGAUGGUAUUGAUGCAUCAAUGUGUUCAUGAUGCGACUAACAGUAAAGCUUUACAUGAUCACUUAAGUCAAUACCUAAAGGGUCCUUGUUGCACACAAAAUACAAGUGAAAAGAGGUUGUAUGUCGUAUGUAAUGAUUAAUAUAAUGGAAGUGACAUCCUUUUAAGGGGUACCCCUAGGCCUUGUUCAAUGUUCUGAUGAUGAUGCUUAUGAAUCCACUGUCUUGGUGAUGCUUAUGCUUAUAGUCGAAUACUAUUCUCCAAUUUAUGUAUUUGUUAGGUUGGAACUUACUCAUUGAGUAACAAUGCACCCCGCCAUUUUUUCCUCUUUAGUUUUUUUGUUUGUUAAAUCUAGGUUAAGAAAUGUUUUCAAAGGUUUAAUGAGUUUCUAAUAAUUUGAUUUGUGAGAAAUUGUGUUUCAUUUAAUCAAUUUGCAUGUUUCAACCUAGAUCCAAUAUAUUAAGACCAUGGAUAUCAAUGAAGAAUCAAAGUUUAUGUAGGGUGUUACAACAAGUUUAACACUUAAUACAAUCUUAACUAGUUCUGUUGAACAAAUCCUAUCUAACCAAAGAGAGAAAACAUUAAGGAAAAUUUCAUACCACGGAAAUGAUGUACAAUGAAUAACAAUGUACAAU